AUGGAAUUUGCUGAUUAAUAACUUGAAGUCCUUGAAGUAUACUUUUAAUUAUUAAAUGCCAAUGAUUCUUUAUAAGUAAAAAUUUCUAAUUAAAUAGAAAAGAUCUCUGAAAUAAAAAUCAAUGUUACUACAAUUCCUUAAGAAUCAAAACUUUUCCUUCAAAUUGUUGAAUUGGAUCGAAGAAAGGGGUUAAAUUAAUAUUAUGAUUAAAUUAAUUUGGUCAUUUACAUUCAAGACUUAUCUUUAUUCUUAAAUCAAGCUCUUAAUUAAAUAUUAGAAAAAAAUUGCUUAAGUUGCAAUAAGUUUAGAAUUUUUGAGAAUUUAGAAUUAUUUGCAAUGA
Messenger RNA from Paramecium sonneborni, 340 nucleotides. Lineage: Eukaryota; Ciliophora; Oligohymenophorea; Peniculida; Parameciidae. The record is from the annotation of a GenBank genome assembly.